Molecule: messenger RNA, 366 nt
Organism: Pocillopora meandrina
Lineage: Eukaryota; Metazoa; Cnidaria; Anthozoa; Scleractinia; Pocilloporidae
Source: the annotation of a GenBank genome assembly
AUGCCAUCAACAGAAGUUGACACGUCAUCCACAACUCCCGUGCAGCCGGAGAAAGAGGUGGAGAAGUUCCAAGAGACGGAAGAAUCAAACUGCGGAGGAAAACAUUGCAAAGAUACGAAGACUGAAACGAUCAAGAAGACCACAGGGGAAUCGGAAAAGACAGAAAAAGAGAAGUUUCUAGAAACUGAAAGCAAAGACGAUGCGAACACUCCGCCAGGAACUAAAGAGGAAACUGAUUGCAACAUGGAAGAAAAACUCGCGGAGACGAAGGAAAACAGGGCUGAAAACUCCAAACGAAAGUCGAAAGAGUCAAGUAACGAAAUAAAGGAAGAGAAAAGUCCUCCCAAGAAAAGGAAGUCUUCUUGA